Messenger RNA from Trifolium pratense (red clover), 1161 nucleotides. RefSeq names its product protein SRG1-like. The coding region runs from base 92 to 1099 and encodes 335 amino acids. The transcript is spliced from 4 exons. The record is from RefSeq and is a predicted model, not a curated record. NCBI's taxonomy places the organism in Eukaryota, Viridiplantae, Streptophyta, Magnoliopsida, Fabales, Fabaceae.
GGUAUCAUCAUCAUCUCAUGUUACUAAUAAUGUCUUUACAAGCUCUCGUUCUUUUCUUGGUGUUUUAGAUGAAGUGAUCAAUAAACCCCAAAUGGGAAUACCAGAAAUGUUCAUUCGUUCAGAUAAAGAACCUUUAAUUGAUCUAUCAAUCAAUGAUAAAACCAAUCCUUUGCCAACAAUUCCCAUCUUUGACUUUCAAACAUUGCUAUGUGCUGGUGACAAUAGUACUGAACUUGAGAAGUUAUUCUCAGCAUGCAAAGAUUGGGGCUUCUUUCAGGUAGUGAAUCAUGGUGUUAGUUCUGAAUUACUUGAGAAGCUGAAAUUUGAGAUUGAGAAUUUUUUCAAACUUCCAGUUGAAAUGAAAACAAAAUACAAAAUAAAACCAGGGGAUGUUCAAGGUUAUGGAACUGUCAUUAGAUGUGAAGGUCAAAAACUUGAUUGGGGUGAUAGAUUCUUCAUGGUUACAAAUCCUGUUGAGAUAAGAAAGCCACAUCUUUUUCCUCAACUCCCUUCAUCACUAAGGGAUACCUUGGAGGCAUAUAUCUCAGAAUUGAAGAAACUUGGCAUGGCAAUUCUUGGAUUAUUAGGAAAAGGUAUAAAGAUGAAUAUGAAGGAAGUGGAGAAGAUAUUUGAUGAUGGAAAUCAAUCAAUGAGGAUGACAUACUAUCCUCCAUGCUCGCAACCGGAGCUUGUUGACGGCAUUAACCCUCACUCCGAUGGCUCCGCAAUAACCAUCCUUAACCAGAUUAAUGGUGUUGAAGGACUUGAGAUUAAGAAAGAUGGUGUUUGGAUUCCUGUGACCUUUCUUCCAGAUGCUUUUGUAAUUAAUAUUGGAGACAUUAUGGAGAUUAUAAGCAAUGGAGUGUAUAACAGCAUAUUGCAUAGGGUAACAGUAAACAAAGAAAAGGAGAGAGUUUCUAUCGGAAUGUUCUUCAACCCCAAAUUUGAAGCAGAGAUUGGACCUGUCAAGAGUUUAAUAACUUCUGAAAACCCAGCUUUGUUCAAAACCUUGUCGAUGGAAGAUUACAACAAAUCCUUUUUUUCAAGAAAUCUUGAUGGGAAGACAAACUUGGAGAGAAUGAGACAGAACAAAAGUUAAUUUUCAUAUAAAAGAUUUAGGUUGGUUUGAUCCGCAAAAUAUAUGUACUAGGCAGAAGAAUA